UUACAAUAUUAGCAGGAACAAAGAAAUGAACGCAUGAAAAUCCCCUAACUUUAUUAAUAGAGAUCGUUUUUGGGGGGUCGAGUGAUUUGUUCGGUUGUAAUGCUUUUAUAUAGAUGACAUGAUUUUUUUUUUUUUUUUUUUUUUCCCUCACAUCCGAGAUCUGCACUACCAUUAGGAAUAAGGUGAGUAUUUCAUAAAUACAGCAGUACAAAUAAAGCCUCUGGGUGUCUUACGUUUGAUUGCGGAACAAAAGAGUAAACCGAACAAAGUACAUUGAGCGGGAAAUCCUCUGCUUGUUUGAAAAGAGGGAGCGCGCAAUCAUUGGCUAGCAGUCAUAAGCACACGUCACAGAUUAGCCAAUCACAAGUCUCGGCACUCGGCACGUGAGCUCAUGGCCAUGCAAUGCUUUAAAAGCAGGCGUGUAACAUAAAGUUGCAUUUCCAGCGCAAACAGGACCAAGAGAGAAGUACAUUGCAGCAAUGGCAAGAACCAAGCAGACCGCUCGUAAGUCCACCGGUGGCAAAGCCCCGAGGAAGCAGCUCGCUACCAAAGCCGCCCGUAAGAGCGCUCCGGCCACCGGCGGUGUCAAGAAGCCCCAUCGCUACAGGCCCGGGACCGUGGCUCUCCGAGAGAUCCGCCGUUAUCAGAAGUCCACCGAACUGCUGAUCCGCAAACUGCCCUUCCAACGGCUGGUGAGAGAAAUCGCUCAGGAUUUCAAGACGGAUCUGCGCUUCCAGAGCUCCGCUGUCAUGGCCCUGCAGGAGGCCAGCGAGGCUUAUUUGGUCGGUCUGUUUGAGGACACCAACCUGUGCGCCAUCCACGCCAAGAGGGUCACCAUCAUGCCCAAAGACAUUCAGCUGGCCCGCCGCAUCCGCGGAGAGCGCGCCUAAACCCGCAUCAGCCACAUCAAACCCCAAAGGCUCUUUUAAGAGCCACCAAAACUACACUGAACGAGACCAGUUCCAGUUUAACGCUUAAUAGGAGUCGAAAGUUGCAUUAACACUACCUGGGUCUUUAACCAUUACUAUUGUGUAAUAAUAGGGGGGAAAAAAAAUUAAAUAUCCCCCUGACUGCUAGAAAAAGUAGUGGACACCAGAACUAAAAAAUAAGACCUAAAUAGACAUGAAAAGGCAAAAACGGGGAUUUUUUUUUUUUUUUUUUUAUAAAUCUCC
Molecule: messenger RNA, 1172 nt
Organism: Ctenopharyngodon idella (grass carp)
Lineage: Eukaryota; Metazoa; Chordata; Actinopteri; Cypriniformes; Xenocyprididae
Product: histone H3
Exons: 1
Coding region: 480-890 (136 amino acids)
Cellular component (GO): nucleosome
Molecular function (GO): protein heterodimerization activity; DNA binding; structural constituent of chromatin
Source: RefSeq, a predicted model, not a curated record